AUGACUUCGGAUAUUACCCUUUACUCUUGGCCUACCCCCAACGGUGUCAAGGCUUCCAUCACUCUGGAGGAGUUGGGACUUUCUUACAAGACUGAGCCAAUCAACAUUAGCACUAACCUUCAGAAAGAGGAGUGGUUCCUUAAGAUCAACCCUAAUGGGCGCAUUCCGGCCAUCAAGGAUGGCGAACAGCGUGUCUUUGAAAGUGGGGCCAUCAUGCUCUACUUGACUGAUAAGUACGAUACCGAACACAAAAUCAGCUACCCUCAUGGUACUCCCGAAUACUACGAAGAGCUCGCCUGGCUCAUGUUCCAAAUGGGGGGAGUAGGACCUAUGCAGGGCCAAGCCAACCACUUCCGUCUCUUCGCCAAUGUUCGCUCUGACUACGGUAUCAAGCGCUACAUUGACGAGACCAAGCGCCUCUACUCUGUCCUUGACUCCCGUCUGAAGGAGAGCCCUUACUUGGCCGGACCCAAGUACACCAUCGCCGAUAUUGCUAAUUACUCUUGGGUGCGCAGUGGACCUGGUCUUGAGAUUGACCUCGGUGAAUUCCCUGCUUUGAAAAAGUGGAAGGAGGAGAUUGAUGAGCGUGAGGCUGUUAAGAAGGGCCUUAAUGUGCCCAAGCGUGAUACCACUCCUGAGCAAAUAGCAGCUUUCUUUAAGAGUGCUCGUGAGAAGAUUGAUGCUAUGACUAACACUGAUAAGCACUAA
Messenger RNA from Aspergillus pseudoviridinutans, 708 nucleotides. Its product is annotated as glutathione S-transferase family protein. Bases 1 to 708 code for a protein of 235 amino acids. The transcript has 3 exons. The record is from RefSeq and is a predicted model, not a curated record. NCBI's taxonomy places the organism in Eukaryota, Fungi, Ascomycota, Eurotiomycetes, Eurotiales, Aspergillaceae.